UCGAUUCCCGGCCAUCGCAGGUUCUUCUUAUGUUGACAGGAGGAAGGAUUAUGAGGUCACCCACACAAACACAGUGUGAGUCACGUGAGCCACUCUAUGAGUCACGUGUCACUUUCAGAGGAAGAGAAAGUGAAACUAUUUUUUAACAUUCUUCAGACUCCAUUUUAACCGCAGAGCAGCAGGACAGCACGUGGCCCAGAAGACUCAACACCUUUACUAUUAGGAAGCAGAGGAACAUGCUGAAUGAAAGACAGAGACCUCCAAGAAGUCAGAGACUGAAUGAAGUCCAGAAGAUGAGCGGUCGUGUGGAGGAAGACGAGGACACAGCAGAGUCUCCAGGACCCAGCUGUCUGUCUGUGAAGUCUAAUGCAUCUAUGACCUUCCCUAUGCACUUCAGUAAUGAACCUGGAGCCUCAGACACAAAACUGAAUGAAGUCCAGAAGAUGAGCGUGUGUCGUGUGGAGGAAGACGAGGACACAGCAGAGUCUCCAGGACCCAGCUGUCUGUCUGUGAAGUCUGAUGCAUCUAUGACCUUCCCUAUGCACUUCAGUAAUGAACCUGGAGCCUCAGACACAAAAGACCAGUUUGCUGUUUCUGUGGACAAGCAGACGUCCCGCUGUAGUCUGUGUCAGGACGUCCUGAAGGAUCCAGUCUCCACCAGCUGUGGUCACUGGUUCUGCAGACAUUGCAUCUCCUCAUACAGGGACCAGUCUUGUCCACCAGAAGAUUCCUGCUGUCCCCAGUGUGGACAUGGACCACAGACACAGAAUGUUGGUCUGCAGGAGGUUCUAGAUGAACAUAAGAUCAGUCUGAGGAAGACAUUUGAACAUGUGGCUGAAGGAACUGAAGGAACAGGAAGUAGAACCCCCCUGAAAAAGAUCUUCACUGAGCUCUACAUCACAGAGGGACAGAGUGAAGAGGUCAAUACUCAACAUGAGGUGAUGCAGCUGGAGGCAAACUACAAGAAGUCGAUCGUCCAGGACACUCCCAUCAAGUGCUGCGACAUCUUUAAAUCCUUACCUAACCAGCAGUUGCGCAUCAGAGUCGUCCUGACCAACGGCGUCGCUGGUGUUGGAAAAACCUUCUCAGUGCAGAAGUUCACUCUGGACUGGGCCGAGGGUUUGAAAAACCAGGAUGUGAAUCUGCUGAUUGUGCUCUCGUUCAGGGAGAUGAACCUGAUCGGAGAUGAGCAGCACAGUCUUCUCACGCUGCUCCAUCUUUUCCAUCCAACAUUAGAGAAGGUCAGCGCAGAGAAGCUCACUGUCUGUAAACCUUUGUUCAUCCUUGACGGCCUGGAUGAAAGCAGACUCUCACUGGACUUCAACAGCAGGACACCGGUUUCUGACGUCACACACAGGUCAUCAGUCAACGUGCUGCUGACCAACCUCAUCAGGGGGAAUCUGCUUCCCUCGGCUCUCGUCUGGAUAACUUCUCGACCUGCAGCAGCCAAUCAGAUCCCUCCUACAUGUAUUGACAGGGUAACAGAAGUACGAGGCUUCACUGACGACCAGAAGGACGAGUACUUCAAGAAGAGAUUCGGAACUGAAGAUCUGUCCAGCAGAAUCAUCUCACACAUCAAGAUGUCCAGGAGUCUCCACAUCAUGUGUCAAAUCCCAGUCUUCUGCUGGAUCACUGCUGCAGUUCUGGAGCACAUGUUGACUACAGACCAGAGAGGAGAGCUGCCCAAGACCCUGACAGACCUGUACUCACACUUCCUGCUGGUUCAGACAAAGAGGAAGAAGAACAAGUACGAUAAAGGACGUGAGACGAGUCCACAGGAGCUGAUGGAGGCUGACAGAGAUGUUCUUCUGAAACUGGGGAGACUGGCCUUUGAACAUCUGAAGAAAGGAGACAUUAUGUUCUACCAAGAAGACCUGGAGCGGUGUGGUCUUGAUGUGAAAGAGGCCUCUGUGUACUCAGGAGUUUGUACAGAGAUCUUCAGAAGAGACAGCGUGAUCUUCCAGAAAUCAGUCUACUACUUUGUUCAUCUGAGCGUUCAGGAGUUUCUGGCUGCAGUCUACAUGUUCCACUGUUUCACCAACAGGAAGACAGAGGUACUGCAGGCCUUCCUGGGAGAAGAAUACUUAACUCAGAUCCCAAAACCUUUUUUAAAAACAAUCUCCUCAUAUUUGGGAUUCUCUGUUGAAAGAUCUCUGGAUGUGUUCCUGAAAGGAGCCAUGGAGAAAUCACUUCAAAGUGAAAAUGGUCACCUGGACCUGUUUGUUCGCUUCCUUCAUGGACUCUGUCUGGAGUCCAACCAGAGACUCUUAGGAGGUCUGCUGGGUCAGACUCAGAACAUUCCAACAAUCAUCCAGAGAGUCUCCAAGAACCUGAAGGAGAUGAACACAGACAACAUCUCACCUGACAGAAGCAUCAACAUCUUCCACUGUCUGACAGAGAUGAACGACCAAUCAGUGCAUCAGGAGAUCCAAGAGUUCAUGAAGUCAGAGGACAAAGGACAGGAACUCUCUGAGAUCCACUGCUCAGCUCUGGCCUACAUGCUGCAGAUGUCUGAGGAGGUUCUGGAUGAGUUGGACCUGAGCAAGUACAAAACAUCAGUCCAGGGAAAACACAGACUGAUUCCAGCUGUGAGGAACUGCAGGAAGGCUGGGUUGAGGGGCUGCAGUUUGUCAGAGAUCAGCCGUUCUUCUCUGGCCUCAGCUCUGAAGUCUGACCCCUCCCACCUGAGAGAACUGUACCUGAACGACAACAAUCUGCAGGAUUCAGGAGUGAAGCUGCUGUGUUCUGGACUGAUGAGUCCACACUGUAGACUGGAGACUCUGGGGUUGAAGAAGUGCAGUUUGUCAAAGAUCAGCUGUCCUUUUCUGGCCUCAGCUCUGAAGUCUAACCCCUCCCACCUGAGAGAUCUGUACCUGAACGACAACAAUCUGCAGGAUUCAGGAGUGAAGCUGCUGUGUUCUGGACUGGAGAGUCCACAUUGUAGACUGGAGUCUCUGUGGUUGGUGAAGUGCAGUUUGUCAAAGAUCAGCUGUUCUUCUCUGGCCUCAGCUCUGAAGUUCAACCCCUCCCACCUGAGAAAACUGGACCUGAGGGCGAACAAUCUUCAGGAUUCAGGAGUGAAGCCUCUGUCUGAUCUUAGGAUGAGUCCAGACUACAGUCUGAGGACUCUGAGGUGGAAGUGAAGAGGACAGUGUGUGUGUGUGUGUGUGUGUGUGUGUGUGUGUGCACUGUGACGCCGCUUCAUCAGAUCAGUGACAAAACUCCUCUGAAGGACACACCAAACACAAAGACUGUGAAAAUGACAUGUGUUUUAACAUCAUCAGUCCUAACCUGUCGUAAACCUGUGACGAGCUGUUUAACAUUUGACUUCUUCACAGUCAACAUGAACAUUUUACAUAUUCUUUCUUUCAUUCAUUCUGGGACAAAAGAUGUGACUUUGUCCAUUCAUGUGUGUGCUCUGUCAUUACAUGUGUCUUUAAUCCAAGGGUAUUCAUCUAGAUUAGAUUACUGUAACUCCUUAUUAUCAGGAUGUUCCAACAAGUCUUUUAGAACCCUUCAGUUCAUUCAAAGGAACUAGAGAGAGAGACCAUAUAACUCCAGUGUUAGCUUCUCUACACUGGCUCCCCGUACAGUUGAGAAUUAAAUUUAAAAUCCUCCUCCUCACGUACAAAGCACUUAAUGGUCAGGCCCCUUCAUACCUGAAAGAACUGGUUUUACCUUAUCACCCUAACAGACCACUUAGGUCACAAAAUACAGGUUUACUUGUGGUUCCCAGAGUCUGUAAGAGCAGAAUGGGAGGCGGAGCUUUCAGUUACCAGGCUCCUCCUCUCCUGUGGAACCAUUUUCCAAUGACAGUUUGGGAGGCGGACACUCUCUCUGUAUUUAAAGUUAGACUUAAAACUUUCCUUUUUGAUAAAGCUUAUACUUAGAGCUGGUUCAGGGAAACCUGGACCAUCUCUUAGUUCUGCUGCUAUAGACCUAGACUGCUGGGGGAUUUUCCUGCGGUGCACGCACACUCACUCUCUCACACUCAGGGUAUGAAUAUGAUCACCAUUAUUAUUAUAAUUAAAAGUCGAUAUUAGUAUAAUUUGUAUCAACACUCUCUGUUGCUGCUUUACAAAUUACAUUGUAUUGCUAUAAACUUGUCAGCAUUGACUGUAUAAACUUGUAACCUGAUACAGUUGUUGUGUAUCUGCUGUUGAUGAAUAUUUAUAUAUAUAUAUAUACAUAUAUACAUAUAUAUGUAUGAUAUAAAUAUACUUAACUCAUUUAGCAGUCACUCAUUGUUUGUAAUGGGAGAGUGAUUGUGUGAAAACAAAUAAACUAAAGUAUUUGGACGCCUGAUCAUUAAACCAACAAUAAAAUUGCUAUCAUUGCAUUUUUCACUUUUU
Molecule: messenger RNA, 4352 nt
Organism: Solea solea (common sole)
Lineage: Eukaryota; Metazoa; Chordata; Actinopteri; Pleuronectiformes; Soleidae
Product: NLR family CARD domain-containing protein 3-like
Exons: 10
Coding region: 237-3143 (968 amino acids)
Molecular function (GO): protein binding; metal ion binding
Source: RefSeq, a predicted model, not a curated record